ACCAUGCCACAGCUCUAGCUAGGCAGUAUAUUACUUCUCUCCCUCCCUCUCAUAAACCCACAAGCCUCUGCUCCCUCCCUUCGCCGUCAUGCAUUCCAUCUUUCAUGAAGGCAUUGAGGCCUCCAUCGCCAGCUCGUCGCCUCUGCUACCCUCUAGCAGCUGGUGGCCGCCGCCCGUCUCCUCUUCCUCUUGGAGCUACCAGUGGCAGCCGCCGCCGCCGCCGCCGCCACCUCCCUGCGGCCCCGUUGUCGUCGCAAACUUAAUAUCCUCGCCGUCCUCGUACGACGAGCCCAGCAUGGACGACUCCUCUGCUGACCUCCCUACAAAGCCAGUAGCCGAGAAUCAUCUCUGGAACCAAGUUCUAGUUGAUGAUGUCCGUGGUGUGUUCGAGCCCACAACAGCCUUCGACUACUUGAAGAAAAUGGACAGCAACUGGGAGUUAAAUCUGAACCCUAAUUCCUCCCUCAGCUGGUUCAUUGCUCCUCCAGUUCCAUGCCAUGAUCAAAAAGCUUCCACGAGUGGCUGCUUCUUCCAUGAGGCCAACGCUCCAUGGAGUUUAUCCGACGGGAUUCCCUUCGAUGGAUGCUCAGACGCUAAGCGAUCGACGGCGAGAAGUGGCCAAGGAAAGAAGAAGAGAUCAAGUGAAGAGACUGCUGAAUCACUCAAGAAGUCCAAGUGUGGUAGCUCAUCAGUUUCAUCUCAAAAGAUGCAGGUGCCUAAAGCAAAGAUAGCAGAGAAGAUUAGUGCUCUCCAGCAAAUUGUCUCACCGUUUGGAAAGACAGAUCAAGCUUCAGUUUUGAUGGAAACCAUAACUUACAUCAGAAUUUUACAGGAGCAAGUGCAGCUGCUGAGUGAUCCAUACUUGAGGUCGAGUGCCAUCAAGGGGCAGGAUAGUUCGUGGGACGGAGAGAUGGAGACGACGGUGGAGUCAGAGGUGCAUGAGCUGAGGAGCAAAGGGCUUUGCUUGGUUCCUGUUUCUUCCAUCCCUCCACUUGAGAGUGAGUCGAAUAGACCGGAAUUUUGGAUGCCGGCAUUUCACAGCUGCUUGUAUUGAUAAUAGCUCGAAGAUGUAUCUUCUCGUAUAGCCUUGUGAUUAUAGUUGUAGACAAAGAGAGGGUAGCUAGAAGUACUAUCCAGAGUGAUUGAGCAUCAGGCGUUUACAAGUGUCGUCUUUGAAGUCCACAGUUGAAUUCAAAGUUCUAGUAUGUAGAUGAGAGAUAGGGACAGGGAAUUUACGAUGGCAAUUGAAGUGUAAGGGAUGAGAAUUUGCAAUAAAGCAUUGGAUGUACAUUAAACAA
Molecule: messenger RNA, 1298 nt
Organism: Zingiber officinale
Lineage: Eukaryota; Viridiplantae; Streptophyta; Magnoliopsida; Zingiberales; Zingiberaceae
Product: transcription factor bHLH113-like
Exons: 6
Coding region: 89-1054 (321 amino acids)
Biological process (GO): regulation of transcription by RNA polymerase II
Cellular component (GO): nucleus
Molecular function (GO): protein dimerization activity; DNA-binding transcription factor activity, RNA polymerase II-specific; RNA polymerase II cis-regulatory region sequence-specific DNA binding
Source: RefSeq, a predicted model, not a curated record